Neltuma alba is the source of this 1505-nucleotide messenger RNA. Its product is annotated as rhicadhesin receptor-like. The transcript has 2 exons. The coding region runs from base 531 to 1190 and encodes 219 amino acids. NCBI's taxonomy places the organism in Eukaryota, Viridiplantae, Streptophyta, Magnoliopsida, Fabales, Fabaceae. Gene Ontology annotation, molecular function: manganese ion binding. The record is from RefSeq and is a predicted model, not a curated record.
AAUACACCAACCCCAUUUAAAACCAAUCCACAGGGUUAUACCGUAGAAGACACGAACUAGAAUGAAAAUAAGGAAUACUUUUAGGUUACGCGGUUUGUCGAAACGAACACGGGGCGGUCAACAAGUUGGAGGAAGUUGGCAUGAUGCAAUUGCAAUGCCGAGUGAGCAGCGUUGGGUGGGAGAGACGACUAGACGCGCAAGCGACGCAAUACAUGGUCUAAGAUGUAAACGGGCCCAGAAUAGAGGAGGCUUCAGGGUCUGGGCUUUUGCCUUUGAUGGCUUUUCUUUUGGUUCAAGAACUAUGUUUCGUGGUUUCAAUUCACGGCAUUCCUUUCUCAGCUAGCAAGUCUCUGGCUGCCUUCUCCCUUUGACGAUUGUUAUAUAUUUACUAUCCUCGCUGGUUCUUCCCAACCUGUGCAAGCAAAUUCUCCCGUCCUUGGUCUCAAUUCUGUUCCCCUCUUCUCUGUGAACCUGCAGACUUGAAAAGUCUGUCUGGCUUGUUGGCAUUUUUCUUAUAAAGCAGCUGAAAUAUGAAACUCGCAGUCUUCACGCAGCUCCUCAUCACUCUCUCUCUGGUGUUAGCCACCGGCAUUACAGCGGAUCCCGACCUUCUUCAAGAUCUCUGUGUUGCCAAUCUUAGCUCCGGGGUGAAAGUGAACGGGUUCGCCUGCAAAGACUCUUCAGAGGUAAAUGCCAUGGACUUCUUCUCCGACAUCGCGGCCAAACGAAAAGCCACCAACAACACGUUUGGCUCAGUGGUAACAGGAGUCAAUGUUCAAAUAAUUCCAGGACUCAACACUCUAGGCGUGUCCCUGUCUCGCAUAGACUACGCCCCUGGUGGCCUCAACCCUCCCCACACCCACCCACGCGCCACCGAGAUGGUGUUUGUGCUUGAGGGUCAACUAGACGUGGGCUUCAUAACCACAGCCAAUAAGCUCAUAUCAAAGAGCAUUAAGAAGGGUGAGAUAUUUGUGUUCCCAAAAGGCUUAGUUCACUUCCAAAAGAACAAUGGCAGGGUUCCUGCCUCUGUCAUCGCAGCCUUCAACAGUCAAUUGCCCGGAACACAGUCCAUCGCCACCACCUUGUUCGCCGCCUCGCCGCCAGUUCCAGACCAUGUAUUGACCCAGACAUUCCAGGUCGGUACCAAGAUGGUCGACAAAAUCAAGCGUAGACUCACGCCCAAGAAGUAGAAGUGGAAGCUGACGGGGGUGGUUGGUGAUCUGUCUUUCUAAUCUUUGUCACUUUGCAAUUUUUUCUAGGUUGGAAUUCACGAGUUUGAGCAAUUCACAGUGCUUCUGUUGACUUGUUUUGUAUGCCCUAUUAUUGUUUUCUGCAAAGAAAUAAUGCAUUGAAAGGUGCCAUCCCCACUUCAUGUCUUUUCCACAGGCUAAGUUACAAAAAGAGAUAAAAGGAGGACACUUAGAGCUUUGGAAUUGGUAUAUCAUGGUGGGUAAGGAUAAUCUUUUUUUUCAUGGGAAUAUAUUGACGCCUCCUUUCUGCUGGUA